AUGGAUGGACGACGAGGCUCAACAGGUCCGGCCAAUGCUUCCUCCCGAGGCUCUAAUUCCGCAUACCAGUCGCAAGCUUCCGGCCCGGGACCUCUAGCUAGCAUUGACUGGGUGAUUGGCACUCGCGUCAAAAUCACUACCAUACUCGACGACACCGUCGAAGGCAACGUCUUUUCUUAUGAUACAGCAGCCAACUGUGUCUCUCUUAUCACCGGCCCUAAUUCUACCUCUACGCUUUCCAAAACCGCCCCUGUCAACGUUCGCAUCCUCAAGAUACCUUUCCUCAAAGAUGUCGUUGUCAUUUCGCCGUCGAAACCACCACAGAAUGCUUCAACAUUGAAAGGUCCGUUCAGUGCUGCUGAGCCACAGAUACGAUCUUUGAGUUUGCGAGCGAUCAGGGACAGGGAACUGGGAGCUCUCAGAGCCGAGUCUGAAAAGCUACAAGGACAUGGGGUCGGGGUUACAGCAGAGGGGCAGGAUAUCUUCAAUGCUCUCAGCAAGACGAUGCCAUGCCGAUGGCAAGGGAAGGACAUUGUUGUACUCGACACCAUCAUCAUCCAAGAACCAUACACACCUGAAAAAUGCAGCUCUCCAAGCCCCAGUGGACAAAACGCACUUACUAGAGUUAAGAAAGUAUUGGAAGGAGAGCGGAAACGAUUAGAUACCGUACGACGAAGUAACGCUAGCACACCGAAUCCGCCGGGAGACCGGAAAGGGGGAUAG
Messenger RNA from Orbilia oligospora ATCC 24927, 723 nucleotides. RefSeq lists its product as uncharacterized. NCBI's taxonomy places the organism in Eukaryota, Fungi, Ascomycota, Orbiliomycetes, Orbiliales, Orbiliaceae. The record is from RefSeq and is a predicted model, not a curated record. The transcript has 4 exons. Bases 1 to 723 code for a protein of 240 amino acids.